AUGACGCCAGUAGUUGAUGAUGCCACAUGGCUAUCUCAUCUUUCUUCUUUGAAAUAUGUAACCAUGAAUGGUGUGGGACUAACUAGAGUAACAAACAUCAUGCAAUCUAUCAACAAUCUUCCCCACCUCGAAGAAGUUUAUCUAAGGCAGUGCUCCAUAGACAGUCUUCCUCAGUCUAUCCCAAAUCUCAACUUCACAUCCUUAACUAUCAUGGACAUUGGAAAGAACUUAUUGCAUAACACUAGUAUUCCAGACUGGCUUUUCAGAAUACCCAACCUGGUUGUUUUGAAAAUGGACUGGUGUGGCUUCAAUGGCACCAUCCCUUCCUCCAUUGGCAAUGCAACAACGCUUGAGUUUCUAGACUUGCAGUGGAACCAGUACAUGUCUGGUGACAUUCCAAGAGAGCUUGGGAACCUCUGCAAAAUCCAGCAACUUAAUUUUGGUGGUUAUACAUUCUCUGGUCAGAGCUUGGUGGAUUUUGAAAAUGCAUUUUCUGGAUGCAUCAAGAACAGUUUGAGUGUGUUAUCAUUCUAUGGUAGCUACAUGACAGGUCAUUUGCCGGACUGGUUGGGUGAUCUCAGAAACAUCACUAAGCUUGUUCUUUCGCUGAAUUACUUCUCUGGCUCCAUCCCUGAGUCUCUUGGAAGACUUUCAAGGCUGCAAUUCAUGGAUCUUUCAUUCAAUAAUUUGAAUGGCACAAUCCCUAUCUCCAUUGGGAGACUGUCAUCACUGCAAUCUUUGAACCUUGAACAAAAUCAGUUGAAUGGUGUUAUUCCUGAGAGUUUGGGACAGCUAUCAGAACUAGAAAUUUUGGCUCUCGGAAGCAACAACUUCAACUUUUCAGUCAUCACUGAAGCUCACUUUGCUAAUCUUACCAGUCUCAAGAAUUUAUACCUAAGUGACUUAGUUCUUAAUAUAAGCUCUAAUUGGCUUCCCAGGUUUAAAGCUGACAUCAUAGACUUGAGCUCCUGCAAAGUGGGGCCCAAGUUUCCUGCAUGGCUGGAAAACCAGGUGAACCUUUCAACACUGAUGAUGUCUAGUGCUUGGAUCGAGGACUCCAUGCCUGACUGGUUCUGGAACAUCACAUACAACAUGACUCUCUUGGAUCUCACUUACAAUAAGAUCAGUGGAAGCUUGCCUUCUCACUUGAACUUUCAACCUCAACUGCGGAGUGUUAUUCUUUACCUGGGCUUCAAUCUCUUUGAGGGUUCUGUGCCUAAUUUUCCUCCUAAUGUUGCAAUUCUGGACUUAACCAGCAACGCACUCUCAGGAACCAUUCCUUCUGACAUUGGUGAAGUGAUGAAUUCAUCUCAACUCUUGCUCCUCUCUUUCUCUUCAAACAACCUGCACGGUGGCAUUCCAAAUUCUCUUUGUAACUUCCCAAACCUUCACAUUCUAGACCUGUCGAAUAAUAAUCAUUUGACAGGAGAGAUCCCAGAUUGCUGGAACAAUUCACAAGCACUGGGAUACCUGAACCUGGCUAACAACAUGCUCGAAGGUGAUCUUCCAAUUUCUUUAGGUUCUCUUCAAUCACUUCAAGUGUUGGACUUAAACAAUAAUAGUUUGCAUGGAGAGUUUCCAUCUUUUCUAAAGAACUGUACUUCUCUGAUCACUAUUGAUCUUGGUCACAACAAGUUCAGCGGUAAAAUACCAACUUGGGUGAACCAAGACAUGAUUUCACUCAUGAUACUCAACUUGGGAUCAAAUGAUUUCUCAGGUGAUUUACCUUUAUUAUCUAAUCUCACUCUGCUUCAUUUCUUGGAUCUUUCCUAUAAUAGUUUCACAGGAACUAUACCGAAAUCUUACGGCAACUUCAGUAACAUGGUGAAUGUUAUUGACAAUGAAGGAGCAUCAUUUUCUGAGUACAGUGACUACAGUCUGUGGACAUCAUUUUCUAAGGCCAGUCUCUGGACAUCAUUCAACACAUAUGUUGCUGUCAGUGCUGGAGCAUCAUUUUCUAUGCCAAGUCUGUGGACAUCAUGUUAG
Molecule: messenger RNA, 1986 nt
Organism: Dioscorea cayenensis subsp. rotundata (Guinea yam)
Lineage: Eukaryota; Viridiplantae; Streptophyta; Magnoliopsida; Dioscoreales; Dioscoreaceae
Product: receptor-like protein EIX1
Exons: 1
Coding region: 1-1986 (661 amino acids)
Molecular function (GO): protein binding
Source: RefSeq, a predicted model, not a curated record